Molecule: messenger RNA, 967 nt
Organism: Eriocheir sinensis (Chinese mitten crab)
Lineage: Eukaryota; Metazoa; Arthropoda; Malacostraca; Decapoda; Varunidae
Exons: 5
Coding region: 5-967 (320 amino acids)
Source: RefSeq, a predicted model, not a curated record
GAAGAUGUGGGUCCCCGCAGUUUGUGGUCCAGCACUAUAUUACUAUCAUGAAGACUUUUCCGUACGCCUGGUAGAGUGGCUAGAGCUACUGAGGGCCCAAGGUUUUAAUCAGGUGUUUCUCUACGUUACUGAUGUUCAUCCAAACAUAACUUUGGUCCUACGUCACUAUGUUCAAGAAGGAUUUGUCCAAAUUACUGACUACACUUACCCACCACCCUACGUGAACGAGCCCAGUCUGAGACGGUUGUGGACGCUGGUAGAGAGACAAAAAAUGUUUGCACAGGAAAAUGUCUACUUCACUGACUGCGUUCUACGUCACAUGCAUCAGUACCGCUUCAUUGCACAUUUUGACACUGACGAAGUGCCCAUUUUGCCCAAGCAUGACAGCUUUCCACUCUUCCUUGAAGACUUCACUAACAGCAGGAAACACGAUUCUCCUCCUGGAUACAGACUUCGGGGACAUUACUUCUAUGAAAAUUUAGAGCCAAGUCAGGAGGCCAAAGAUCUUCCCAAGUACCUCUGGGCGCUACGUCACACCGAGCGCCAAGCUAAGCCCAAUGAACCUCCAACUUCCGGCCAGUUCAAACCAAUUUUUGACAUGAAUGCUGUCAGAGGAGUUUUUUCUCAUGGCACCCUUUUGUGUGUAUCAGGUACAUGCCGGUUUUCAAAAAUGGCCACUGUGUCUUCUGAUAAGGCAUUUUUGGCGCACUUCAGGCUCACAUGUGAUGAACAGUGCAGGGAGAACACCGUUCACGACUUAACACUACAAAGGUAUAUAGACAAAGUUUCUAAUAGGGUCACUACGACCCCGACACUUCGGGACUUCAACACCUCAAUUCCAGCUGCUGUGUCGAUCACGACACUUCAACACCUCAACACCUUCGACCGAAACAAGCCGGGCUUCAUCAGAGGCUACAUAUACAACCCAGCCGCCAGUGAGUCAGUCUGGUCUCACCCGGCUGUUUAG